Molecule: messenger RNA, 1170 nt
Organism: Olea europaea var. sylvestris
Lineage: Eukaryota; Viridiplantae; Streptophyta; Magnoliopsida; Lamiales; Oleaceae
Exons: 5
Coding region: 1-1170 (389 amino acids)
Source: RefSeq, a predicted model, not a curated record
AUGGCUAGUUCACAACCAAUCGCAAGCAUCACCACAUGGAAUGACCUAGCCCAGAAAUUCUACACUAAAUUCUUUCCACCUGCUAAGAUUGCAAAGCUCAAGCACGACAUCUCUGUUUUUCACCAAGGCGACUCGGAGAAUUUUGAUGAAGCCUGGAAUCGGUUCAAGAAUAUGCUGCGAAAGUAUCCACACCAUGGGAUUAGCAAUGGACUUCAGGUCCAAUACUUCUAUGCAGGAUUACUUCCAGCCUUUGAAAGCAUGGUUGACUCAUCAUCAAACAGAUCACUGUCCACAAAGACAAUUGAUGAGGCACUGAAACUCUUUGAGACUGUGGCUCCCACUUCAGCUGUAGAGAACAUGACACAAUCAACCACCGUAGCACAGUCAAAGAAGGCCAGUUGUGAAGGAUGUGGAGCUAAACAUGUAACAACAGAAUGUCCAAUCUUGGUUCAAUAUCAGCAGCCAGAGAAAAAGCCUCAAUUAGAAGAGAUGUUUAGUAAAUUCAUAGAGAAGACUAAUCAGCAUAUGGAAGCUAACAAUCAAUUCAUGAGGAAAACCGAAGCCACUCUUCAAGACCAGAAUGCAGUAAUAAAAAAUUUAAAGACUCAAAUGGGACAGAUGGUAGUUGCUUUGACUGGCAGAGCACCAAACAGUCUACCCAGUUACACGAAAAUAAAAUUAAAAGAGCAUGCUAAGAUAGAGAAAUCUACCCUAGCCGAACAAUUGGGCAAAACACAGAGUAAAGAAACCGUUAACCCUCACGAGCCACCCAUACCUUUUCCACUGAGGCUAAAAUACUCGAAGUUGGAGCAACAGUACAAGAAAUUUCUUGAAGUUUUUAAGAAACUCCACAUCAACAUCCCACUUGCCGAAGCACUAUUCCAGAUGCCUAGCUACACAAAGUUUCUGAAGGACAUACUAUCAAACAAACGCAAGCUAGGGGAUCAUGAAACAAUAAUGAAACUUAGCUUGGGAAAGGCUAAGGCGACUACUGUAAUGCUGCAGUUGGCUGACAGGUCAUUAACACAUCCAAGGGGAAUAAUUGAAGAUGUGCUUGUCAAGGUGGAAAAAUUUAUAUUCCCUACGAAUUUCCUAACUUUGGACAUGAAAAAAGACAAGGAUAUUCCAUUGAUACUUGGCAGACCAUUUUUGGCAAUAGAAGAGCCUUAA